Molecule: messenger RNA, 8155 nt
Organism: Mesoplodon densirostris (Blainville's beaked whale)
Lineage: Eukaryota; Metazoa; Chordata; Mammalia; Artiodactyla; Ziphiidae
Gene: COL5A1
Product: collagen type V alpha 1 chain
Exons: 66
Coding region: 399-5933 (1844 amino acids)
Molecular function (GO): extracellular matrix structural constituent
Source: RefSeq, a predicted model, not a curated record
AGGGGGAAAAGUGCUCGGCGCCCGAGGCGAGGUCCGCACUCCUCGUUCGUCCCCGCGGCCGGCGCAGGACCUCACGCGAGCGCAGCGCCCACGGGGAGCGAGUCGCGGGGCGGCGGCGGCGGCGGCGGCGGCGGCGAGGAGGAGGCCAGAAGGGAUCGGAGGAGGUGGGGGAGGCCAGGGCGAGCGAGCCGAACGGGGUCCCGGCCGCCCCGCGGGCCAAGGUCGAGCCCUCCCGCCCGUGGGCGAGCGCGCCAGCCGACCCUCCAGAGAGCCGCCACCACAAAGAGAACGGGCCGGCGGCUGCUCCCAUGACUGUCUAAAGCUGUGCCGGCCCCCUGAGUUGUGCCCCGCGCCCCGUGCGUCCCCGCGCGCCCAACUCGCGCCCGCGCCCCGCCGGCAUGGACGUCCACACCCGCUGGAAAGCGCGCAGCCCGCUCCUCCCGGGCGCCCCGCUGCUGUCCCCGCCGUUGCUGCUCCUGCUGCUGCUGCUGUGGGCGCCGCCUCCGAGCCGCGCAGCUCAGCCAGCAGAUCUCCUGAAGGUUCUAGAUUUUCACAGCCUGCCUGAUGGAAUAACCAAGACUACAGGCUUUUGUGCAGCACGGCGAUCUUCCAAAGGCCCGGAUGUUGCUUACAGGGUCACAAAAGAUGCCCAACUCAGUGCACCCACCAAGCAGCUGUACCCUGUGUCUGCAUUUCCCGAGGACUUCUCCAUUCUAACCACUGUGAAAGCCAAGAAAGGCAACCAGGCCUUCCUGGUCUCCAUCUACAAUGAGCAGGGCAUCCAGCAGAUUGGCCUGGAGAUGGGCCGCUCUCCGGUCUUCCUCUAUGAGGACCACACAGGGAAACCGGGGCCGGAGGACUAUCCCCUCUUCAGAGGCAUCAACCUGUCAGAUGGCAAGUGGCACAGAAUCGCUCUCAGCGUCCACAAGAAGAAUGUCACCUUGAUCCUGGACUGUAAAAAGAAGAUGACCACCUUCCUGGACCGCAGCAAUCACCCCGUGAUAGACGUUAACGGCAUCAUUGUCUUUGGCACCCGAAUUCUGGACGAGGAGGUGUUUGAGGGAGACAUCCAGCAGCUGCUCUUCGUCUCGGACCACCGGGCAGCUUACGAUUACUGCGAACACUACAGCCCUGACUGUGACAGUGCGGUCCCUGACCAGCCCCAGUCUCAGGACCCCAAUCCAGAUGAAUACUACCCUGAAGGAGAGGGUGAAGGAGACACCUAUUACUACGAGUACCCCUACUACGAGGACACGGACGACGUGGGCAAGGAGACCACCCCCACCAAGACACCAGUGGAAGCUGCUCGAGAGACCACGGAGGUGGCUGAGGAGCUGACCCAGCCCCCCACGGAAGCCCCUCCAGUGCCCGGCACCAGCGAGGGGGCCGGGAGGGAGGAGGACCCCGGCAUCGGGGACUACGACUACGUGCCCAGCGAGGACUACUACACCCCACCCCCUUACGAGGACCUCAACUACGGCGAAGGCAUCGAGAACCCCGACGAGAACCCCGACCUGUCCCCCGACCUGGGCGCCCGGGCCGAAGUUCCCACUAGCACGGUGCUCACCUCCAAUGCCUCUAACCCGGAUCUGCCUCCGGAGGGGGGGAUGGACGACUUGGAGGGAGAGUUCACAGAAGAAACCAUCAAGAACCUGGACGAGAACUACUACGACCCUUACUAUGACCCUACCAUCUCCCCGUCGGAGAUCGGGCCGGGCAUGCCCGCCAACCAGGACACCAUCUACGAAGGGAUCGGACCACGGGGCGAGAAAGGUCAAAAGGGAGAACCUGCCAUCGUCGAACCAGGCAUGCUCCUGGAGGGGCCACCUGGCCCCGAAGGCCCCGCGGGUCUCCCAGGACCUCCAGGAACGAUGGGUCCCACUGGCCAAGUGGGUGACCCAGGAGAAAGGGGUCCCCCUGGACGCCCAGGCCUUCCUGGGGCUGACGGGCUGCCCGGCCCUCCUGGAACCAUGCUCAUGCUGCCCUUCCGGUUCGGAGGGGGUGGCGAUGCAGGCUCCAAAGGACCCAUGGUCUCAGCCCAGGAGUCCCAAGCUCAAGCCAUCCUCCAGCAGGCCCGGCUGGCGUUGAGGGGGCCGGCUGGCCCGAUGGGUCUUACUGGGAGACCCGGCCCCAUGGGCCCUCCCGGGAGCGGAGGUCUGAAGGGCGAGCCGGGAGACAUGGGGCCUCAGGGUCCCCGGGGUUUGCAGGGCCCACCUGGCCCGUCAGGAAAGCCUGGAAGAAGGGGGCGAGCUGGUAGUGACGGAGCAAGAGGGAUGCCUGGACAGACUGGCCCCAAGGGUGACCGCGGCUUCGAUGGCCUGGCUGGGCUGCCGGGAGAGAAGGGCCACCGGGGCGACCCUGGUCCGUCCGGCCCUCCGGGACCUCCAGGGGAAGACGGAGAAAGGGGUGAUGAUGGAGAAGUUGGGCCCAGAGGGCUGCCUGGGGAGCCUGGGCCUCGUGGUCUGCUGGGGCCGAAGGGGCCCCCAGGCCCUCCUGGACCUCCUGGUGUGACGGGAAUGGAUGGCCAACCAGGCCCAAAAGGCAAUGUGGGUCCCCAGGGAGAGCCCGGCCCCCCGGGACAACAGGGUAAUCCAGGCGCCCAGGGUCUUCCAGGCCCCCAGGGUGCAAUCGGACCUCCAGGAGAAAAGGGCCCCCUGGGUAAACCAGGCCUCCCAGGAAUGCCCGGCGCUGAUGGACCCCCGGGGCACCCUGGCAAAGAAGGCCCUCCGGGAGAGAAGGGAGGCCAGGGUCCGCCCGGCCCCCAGGGCCCCAUCGGCUACCCAGGCCCUCGUGGAGUCAAGGGGGCAGACGGCAUCCGAGGUCUGAAGGGCACCAAGGGUGAGAAGGGUGAAGACGGCUUUCCGGGCUUCAAAGGAGACAUGGGCAUCAAGGGAGAUCGGGGGGAGAUCGGCCCACCUGGUCCCAGAGGGGAGGACGGUCCUGAAGGCCCCAAAGGUCGUGGAGGUCCGAAUGGCGACCCGGGUCCUCUGGGACCCCCUGGGGAGAAGGGAAAACUCGGAGUCCCAGGAUUGCCCGGCUACCCAGGAAGACAAGGGCCAAAGGGUUCUAUCGGAUUUCCUGGAUUUCCUGGCGCCAACGGAGAGAAGGGUGGCCGGGGCACACCUGGGAAGCCGGGACCACGGGGGCAACGAGGCCCAACGGGUCCACGGGGUGAAAGAGGCCCCCGAGGCAUCACUGGAAAGCCUGGCCCCAAGGGUAACUCUGGAGGCGAUGGCCCGGCCGGCCCUCCGGGUGAACGGGGACCCAACGGACCCCAAGGACCCACGGGGUUCCCUGGACCAAAGGGUCCCCCGGGGCCCCCGGGCAAGGAUGGUCUCCCGGGACACCCUGGGCAGAGAGGAGAGACGGGUUUCCAAGGCAAGACCGGCCCUCCUGGCCCCCCGGGUGUGGUCGGCCCUCAGGGUCCCACGGGAGAAACUGGUCCCAUGGGUGAGCGUGGCCACCCUGGGCCCCCGGGCCCCCCUGGUGAACAAGGGCUCCCGGGCCUGGCCGGAAAAGAAGGGACGAAGGGUGACCCAGGCCCCGCCGGCCUUCCUGGAAAAGAUGGCCCCCCAGGGCUACGUGGCUUUCCCGGGGACCGAGGGCUUCCUGGUCCAGUGGGGGCGCUUGGACUGAAAGGCAGUGAAGGACCCCCAGGCCCUCCAGGCCCCGCGGGAUCUCCAGGGGAGAGAGGUCCGGCCGGUGCUGCUGGGCCCAUCGGAAUUCCAGGGAGACCUGGGCCCCAGGGACCUCCCGGGCCGGCUGGGGAGAAAGGAGCUCCUGGCGAGAAAGGUCCACAAGGCCCAGCUGGCCGAGAUGGUCUACAGGGUCCCGUGGGGCUCCCUGGUCCAGCUGGCCCUGUGGGUCCCCCUGGAGAAGAUGGAGAUAAGGGGGAGAUCGGGGAACCGGGACAGAAGGGGAGCAAGGGAGACAAAGGCGAACAGGGUCCACCUGGGCCUACAGGACCUCAAGGCCCCAUUGGACAGCCAGGCCCCUCUGGAGCUGACGGCGAGCCAGGUCCUCGUGGCCAGCAGGGCCUCUUUGGGCAGAAAGGUGAUGAAGGUCCAAGAGGUUUUCCCGGGCCCCCGGGACCCGUGGGGCUGCAGGGUCUGCCGGGACCUCCAGGAGAGAAGGGCGAGACGGGAGAUGUGGGUCAGAUGGGUCCCCCAGGUCCCCCCGGCCCCCGAGGACCCUCCGGAGCUCCAGGUGCUGACGGGCCGCAAGGCCCCCCAGGUGGAAUAGGCAAUCCUGGUGCAGUGGGAGAGAAGGGUGAGCCCGGCGAAGCUGGAGAGCCUGGCCUUCCCGGCGAAGGGGGCCCCCCGGGACCCAAAGGCGAAAGGGGAGAGAAGGGUGAGUCGGGCCCUUCUGGUGCUGCUGGACCCCCUGGACCCAAGGGCCCUCCCGGAGAUGACGGUCCCAAAGGCAGCCCCGGCCCGGUCGGUUUUCCCGGAGAUCCCGGUCCCCCCGGAGAGCCUGGCCCCGCGGGUCAAGACGGUCCCCCUGGUGACAAAGGAGAUGACGGUGAAUCUGGACAAACGGGAUCCCCGGGCCCUACUGGUGAACCAGGUCCAUCUGGGCCUCCGGGAAAAAGGGGUCCGCCUGGCCCCAUAGGUCCCGAAGGCAGGCAGGGAGAGAAAGGAGCUAAGGGAGAAGCCGGCUUGGAAGGCCCUCCUGGGAAGACUGGCCCCAUUGGCCCCCAGGGGGCCCCUGGGAAGCCCGGGCCCGAUGGCCUGCGAGGGAUCCCUGGCCCUGUGGGUGAACAAGGUCUCCCAGGAGCCCCAGGCCCCGAUGGCCCCCCCGGCCCCAUGGGUCCCCCAGGACUCCCUGGCCUCAAAGGAGACUCUGGACCCAAAGGGGAAAAGGGACAUCCAGGCUUGAUCGGGCUCAUCGGACCUCCGGGCGAACAGGGAGAAAAGGGUGACCGCGGUCUCCCCGGCCCCCAGGGCUCCUCUGGCCCUAAGGGAGAACAGGGUAUCACUGGUCCUUCGGGCCCGAUUGGCCCCCCGGGCCCCCCUGGCUUGCCGGGCCCUCCUGGUCCAAAAGGUGCUAAGGGAUCCUCAGGUCCAACUGGCCCGAAGGGUGAAGCAGGCCAGCCAGGACCCCCUGGUCUGCCGGGCCCCCCAGGCGAGGUCAUCCAGCCCCUGCCGAUCCAGGCGUCCAGGACGCGGCGGAACAUCGACGCCAGCCAGCUGAUGGACGACGGGGAGGGCGAGCAGUACAUGGACUACGCGGACGGCAUGGAGGAGAUCUUCGGCUCCCUCAACUCCCUGAAGCUGGAGAUCGAGCAGAUGAAGCGGCCCCUGGGCACGCAGCAGAACCCCGCGCGCACCUGCAAAGACCUUCAACUCUGCCACCCUGACUUCCCCGACGGUGAAUACUGGGUGGAUCCGAACCAAGGCUGCUCCAGGGACUCCUUCAAAGUCUACUGCAACUUCACAGCCGGGGGGUCGACGUGCGUCUUCCCCGACAAGAAGUCCGAGGGGGCCAGAAUCACUUCUUGGCCCAAAGAAAACCCGGGUUCCUGGUUCAGUGAAUUCAAGCGUGGCAAACUGCUCUCCUACGUGGACACUGAGGGCAACCCCGUGGGCGUGGUCCAGAUGACCUUCCUGCGGCUGCUCAGCGCCUCCGCCCACCAAAACAUCACCUAUAACUGCUACCAGUCGGUCGCCUGGCAGGACGCCGCCACGGGCAGCUACGACAAGGCCAUGCGCUUCCUGGGCUCCAACGACGAGGAGAUGUCCUACGAUAACAGCCCCUACAUUCACGCCCUGGUGGACGGCUGUGCUACAAAGAAAGGGUAUCAGAAGACCGUUCUGGAAAUCGACACCCCCAAGGUGGAGCAAGUGCCCAUUGUGGACAUCAUGUUCAACGACUUUGGUGAAGCGUCACAGAAAUUCGGAUUUGAAGUGGGGCCGGCUUGCUUCCUGGGCUAGGAGCCGCGAGCCUGGCCCCAAGAGCAACCUCGUGACCUCAGCGCACCGCCCGUGGGUGUCCUGGACGGUGAAGGCCCCUCGUCCCUCCCCACCACGCCGGGCCCACUCCACACCCAGAGAGAGCAAAGGGAAAGAGCCGAGUCCCCGCCCCGGAGACGAAUCACAUGACCUAGAUGCCCCGCAGCCGCCCGCUGCCUCCAGCUCCGUUCCGUCUACACCACGCUCCCCAGGGAAGGGAACGGGGCCCACGCGUCUUGCCCCCGAGCCCGUGGAUCUCGUGCACGGAGAGUCCACAGGGGCCCGGGUGUGGCUGCAGUAUUUGGAGAUCAUGUUUUGUUUUUUGGGUUUUUUUGGAAAACAUUCAACUUGAAGAUGUGUACUUCCCCUGACCUUCAAAAAUUGUUCCGAGGUAAGCCUUGUAAAGGUCACCUCACCCUCCAGAGCCUCUGUUUUUAACAAGAUCCAUUCACAGGCCAAAUGUCAUCCUGCAUGUGCCUUUCCGAUGGAUUAAAGGUGCUUUUGUUUUUGUGAGUUUUAAGUAAAUAUUUGUAUUGUAUUGUCAUAAAUGUUCAGUGUCCCUGACUUUCAAUCGUGCCUGUAAACCCCGCUUCGGUCCCAUUGGGAGAAUUGAAAAAACAGGUGGGGUGUCCAUUGUGGGAUGCAGUCCACACCCCUGCCUGCUCAAGGACGUGUGAGAAAUGAGAAGUUUGCCAAGGGCAGCAAGAAUUCACCCCACCAUUUAAAAAGCAGGUGCCAGUGCCCCUUUCAGACAAGUCUUUGAUUAGCUCUGGGUUUUAUUUUUUAACAGGGAGAAAAAGAAAAAAGGAUUUUAUACUUUGCCUUCUCCACAUGCGCUUAGAUGAAAACGCAGGCUUAAAUUAAUUUUAAUUGCUUCCUUUUUCCAUGUUUCUUCCUACAGAGCCUGAUGGGAGGAUGUCCAGGGCAGGGAAACCACAUUUUCUGUAGAUGAUAAUUAAAUGAAAAUUGGUGCUUAUUUUUACAUUUCUCUUUCGUGGUGCUAUCUGUUAAGAUCUCCUUGAAGGCGACACGGGGGGUAGCUGCCGUGCCUCGUUCUCCCAUCUUUCUCCAUCCUGGCUAUUGCCUCCACCAUCUGGGUUUUUGCCAAGGACAUUAAGGUAAAUGCGGGUCACCUUCCCUGCCAUGGCCCCGUUCUCCUCCCAGACAGCAGUGAAGCCGCCCCAGGCCGGGUACCAAUCUUAGCCUGUGCAUCUGUGAUCUGAAAACACACACACACACACACACACACACACACACACACACACAACACAUGGUCACUUUCUGCAUGGUCCACGGUGUAACGAUGGCAGAUUGCAUUCUGUUGCCGAAUGUUUGUGGUGCUAAUUUCUGCGUUUGUUGCAAGAACUGAAUUGAAGCAGCACGUGGCCUCUCAGCUGGGCUGCCUUUGGUGCAGCCCCAGCAGACAGACAAAUGUGCAGUGAACUCUGUGAGUCCCUCCGGGGUUGCCCGCGGUGCCUUUUCCCCGUGAAAGUGAUUUGGAUUUCCAUCUGCAAAUGUGCUGGGUGCGGAUCUCAGCCGCGCGGGUGCUUGGGACCGGCCAGGUUCCAUCUGCUCCUGGUCCUCCUCCCUGAGCGAGGGUGAGGACUGGCAGGGCCAGCAAGGAAAGGCGAUCCCUUUACUGUGAAAAGCUGCCCUUGUGCAAUGCCCUUUCCUUCCACAAUGGGAGAAGCGAGACAGGCCCCAGGGCCCUGUGCAGCCUCCUCGGGAGGAGCUGUGACAGGUCCCGGCUCCGGUGCUGUUCUCCGCCCACUCCGCCUCAUUGGACCGUGGUUCCAGCUUAGGAAACCACUGCGGAGCAACCCAAGAGUCACAGCACACCACCCACGAGGAUUUCCUGAAUCCCCUGGAAAUUGAGUCUUACUCUUGCCAAAGAAAAGCCUGGCUUCGAGAUUCUUCCGAACCCAGGAUGCCAGCAUCUGCCAGCGACCCUUUCCUUCAUCUCAUCAAAAGAAAAGCCAUAUCGGAGCGUUGCCGUAGGGCGCCCUGUGGGUUUUGUCUAGGUCAUGUGAUUCCAUUUUGAUUUCUCAUCCUGCCCGAGUUCUCCUUUUAUUCUGUCGAUCUUUUCCUCCAUUGGACCCUUCAAAGCUGUUGUAAUUUGUACUGAAGUCAAAAUGUGUCCCGUUUUCCCCAGACCACUUAGCUAUGGUAUAUUGCAAUAAAAUUACUUCUUAUAUUUGCAGAAA